UUAUGAUAAAGGUUAUUCUAAUUUGUAGAUAUAAACAUGUCACCAAUGACGGAUGUGACCCACGGGAGGCAGGUUUUUAUAAUAUUUUACUGGAAGAAGAAGCCCUCAGAAUUAAACCAUGCACGGAUGAAAAGCUAUUGUCUUCAGCACACCACUCUACUUUAUCUUUUAUCGAUCGUAAAAGCGGAACGUACACUAUUGGUGAAGAAAUACGCGUUAUUGUAACACUGUUUAAUGGAUAUGGAAAGAGAACAAACAGCGGUGGAGAUCAUUUGAGAGUAACGAUAGAGAACAAGCAAUUGAAAGCAUCAGCUCCCUGUGUUGUCACAGACAAUGAAAAUGAUACUCAUUAUGUGACAUGUGAAGCAUUUUGGUCAGGAACAUCAUCAAUUAUCGUAACUCUUGCUUAUACAAGGGAAGAAAUCGCGUCACAUUAUCGUAUGAGAACUCAAGUAAGUACAACCCAAGAUAUAUUAUAUAUAUUACUAAAAUGUGUUGAUUUCUGAAAAAAAUGGUAAGGGAGGAACUGAAUAUAAGAAGAAUUUUCAUCGGUCAUUUCAAAAUUACAAACUGAAAUCUAGAAAUCUCAUUGCCAUUCUAAAAGAACUUGUAAAGAAUAGUUCUUGACAUUCUGAAAUAAAUUGUGAAGGGUUCUUCUAAAAUAACUUGCAUUGUAUUGAUAGUCAGUUAACUCCCUUGUUAAAUUGCUCUUUGCUUAACCAUUCUUCGUCCCACAGAGCUCUUGUAAUAUUUGUUGUGAAACAAUUUAUUUUACAUAUUAUAAGAACUCAAUAAGUUUAUUUUACACAAGAACUGAGUUAUAAAUUGUGUCCAAAAUAACGAGACCACCAAUAACAUUCACGAUCCUCUAGGUUUACUCAUGCACACGAAAUACCGAAACCCACACAAAAAAUCCAAACUGACCAGGUUCCCUCAGUUUAUGAUGUUCAAUAAGUGUCCAGUAAAUUAUAUGAUUAUUGAUGUGUUCAAAUGAUAUUAUGUUUCUUAUUAUCAUUUAUGUUUGCACAUUAAUCAAGCAUAUAUCAAUUACAUAGUUGUCAGAGUUCAC
Messenger RNA from Ruditapes philippinarum (Manila clam), 1069 nucleotides. Its product is annotated as NXPE family member 4-like. The record is from RefSeq and is a predicted model, not a curated record. Bases 3 to 506 code for a protein of 167 amino acids. The transcript is spliced from 2 exons. Lineage: Eukaryota; Metazoa; Mollusca; Bivalvia; Venerida; Veneridae.